GGUGAACACGCGUAGAUGAUCCUAAUCAGAACUGUGUAGGAUUUGCAUUUGGUUUGAGAGCUUGUAAGAUUGCUCAUCAUGGAGAAACAGCAGAUUGUCUUGGGUAGCCGGGAUGGUGGGACUGUGUCUGGUGCAGCGCCUGCUUUUUUUGUCAUCUUGAAACAACAGCAGGGAAACGGUAAAGCUGACCAAGGAAUCCUAGUAGCAGACCGCGAUGCUUGUGCUCUCGCCAGCAGUGUGUCGACUCCAGUAAAAUCCAAAGUCAAGACCUGCCUCCCAGCUGACUGUGUCUCAGGGGGCAUUACUGUCACCCUGGAUAACAACAGUAUGUGGAAUGAAUUCUACCAUCGCAACACAGAGAUGAUUCUGACGAAGCAGGGGAGGCGCAUGUUCCCGUACUGCCGGUACUGGAUUACAGGUCUGGAUGUCAGUCAGAAGUACAUCCUAGUCAUGGACAUAUCCCCUGUGGACAAUCACCGAUACAAAUGGAACGGCCGUUGGUGGGAGCCCAGCGGGAAGGCAGAACCGCACGUUCUUGGUCGAGUGUUCAUUCAUCCAGAAUCACCUUCCACUGGCCAAUAUUGGAUGCACCAGCCAGUAUCCUUCUACAAACUCAAACUUACUAACAAUACACUGGACCAGGAAGGUCAUAUAAUCUUACAUUCUAUGCACCGUUACCUGCCACGACUUCACUUGGUGCCUGCAGACAAAGCCACAGAAGUAAUUCAGCUCAAUGGCCCCGAUGUCCAUACGUUUACCUUUCCACAGACAGAGUUCUUCGCAGUUACAGCCUACCAGAACAUCCAGAUUACCCAGCUGAAAAUAGAUUACAAUCCUUUUGCUAAAGGGUUCAGAGAUGAUGGGUUGAAUAGUCGACCUCAGCGCGAUGUGAAACAAAACAAUAACUUGGAAUUGGAAGCAGGUGAUGUUUUUAGCGCUGCUGGCAUUUGUGGUCGCCCUGCUGGGGUUGAUGGAUUGAAUUUGCAUCAGAGAAGUUUAGAUUCUUCAUUCAUUGGUCAAAACCCAUCAGACAUGGAUCUGGAAAAAGAGUCCUUUAAUGCAGAAAGGGACUUCCUGGGUUUCCUGGACACUGACCUGCCUUCAGGUGAUAUGCCAAAGCUAAAACAAGAAGUCUCUGAGAGUCCCAUUGCUAGCAGUUACGAAAGCAGUUCCCGUGUGGCAUCCCCAUUGGACCCAAAUGGACACUUUAAUGUAGUCAUUAAAGAGGAACCAGUAGAUGACUAUGACUAUGAGUCAAAUAUUUGCACACAGGGAAUAAGUGUGAAACAGGAAGACACAGAUGAAGAAACUGAUGAGUAUUCCAACACUGAUGAUGAUGAUCCUGUCCUACAAAAACACAUGAUGAGACACGGUGAAACGGAUGGAAUUGAUGGAGAAUUCAGAUCUAGGAAGCGUGUGCUAACCAGUCCUUCAGGUGUUGCCAAAGCAAAAAUGUUAAAACUGGAUAGUGGGAAGAUGCCUGUGGUCUAUUUGGAACCUUGUGCAGUCACAAAGAGUACAGUGAAGAUAUCUGAGCUGCCACAGACCAUGCUGUCCUCUUGCAAGAAGGAGAAAUCCCCUUUAAGUGCAGUACUGGAUUCCUUGCCUGUGUGUUUCGAAAAUCACAAAGGCUCUUGCUCAGGCACAGCCACUGUAACUGAGGAGGUGGUUAUCAAAAAACAAUCUCCUGGGAGUAAAAUGUCACAGAAAUAUGCUUCAAUCAGAGAGGCCCAGUGGGCUCUGUCUAAAUCACCUAAUUUUAAUCUCAGGGGCUCAGUAAGUUGUCACUUUUCAACUAAAGAGAUCUGUGGAAGAAAAAGGCCUGGCAUGCUGAAGAAUCCCUUGUCCCUGAAAGGUGCUGGUAGCAAUCAAAACGCCCUGUCAUCAGUUACAACUAAAAGAGGAAGGCCACGGAAACUGAAAAUUUCAAAGGCUGGUCGACCACCUAAAGCUAUAGGGAAAUCUGUAAUAACAAGUAAGAACACCUCUUUGGGGCCUGGGGGUAUCCUUCCAGAUGUUAAGCCGGACCUUGAAGAUGUUGAUGGAGUCCUCUUUGUGUCCUUUGCAUCAAAGGAAGCUCUUGACAUUCACACUGUUGAUAGAGCUGGAGGAGAAGAGUCACAGAAUCUUCAGGCUCCCUUGUUGACUACAAAUGAUCCAGAUUGUCAAGCAAGAAUACAAGUGUUGGAAAAGGAAUUGAUGGAAGAGCUGAAGACCUUGAGGCAUAAGCAAGUAAUACAUCCUAGCCUUCAGGAAGUGGGACUGAAGUUGAAUUCUGUGGACCCAACAAUGAGCAUUGACUUGAAAUACUUGGGUGUGCAGCUUCCUCUUUCCUACUCAAAUUACUCUUUCUGGAGCUAUCCAGGAACCAAUCCCAAUUCUCCAGAUACCGGAUUUCCCUUUGUUUCCAGGACAGGAAAGACAAAUGAUUUCACAAAAAUCAAAGGCUGGCGAGGGAAGCUUCAUGGUGCUGCUAGAAAUGAAGGUGGCAGUUCAGAAGGUUCCUUGAAGAAUCGGUCAGCAUUCUGUAGUGACAAGCUGGAUGAGUACCUGGAAAAUGAAGGGAAGUUGAUGGAAACGAGUAUGGGAUUCUCUUCUAGUGCUCCCACUUCUCCUGUAGUGUAUCAGCUUCCCACUAAGAGCACUAGCUAUGUGCGAACUCUCGACAGUGUUUUAAAGAAGCAGUCCACCAUAAUUCCUUCAACAUCUUACACGUCCAAGCCUGCUCCUCUGUCAUCUACCUCUAGGAAGACAAAGACUCAAAACAGACGGACAUCUACAAACAGUAGAGUAAAAUCGUCUUACAAGCCUAUACUGCCUGCACCUCUUUCUGCAAAGCAGAAACAGAACUCCUCCACAUCCGGGGAAAAGGCUGCUAAGUCUGUCUCAAGUAGCAGUUUAACUAACCAAGCAGAUAAUUUCGUGGUCCCAGCUUUGGAUGAAAACAUACUUCCGAAACAGAUUAAUUUGCGCCAAGCAUCACAACAGCAACAAGCAGCUCGUCCACCAGGUUUGUCUAAAUCUCAGGUGAAGUUAAUGGACUUGGAAGACUGUGCUCUCUGGGAUGGCAAACCGCGGACCUAUAUAACGGAAGAACGAGCAGACAUCUCUCUAUCAACCCUGCUUACAGCCCAGGCUUCUCUAAAAAACAAACCUAUCCACAAAAUAGUAAGACGACGAGCACCUCCUUGCAAUAAUGAUUUCUGCCGACUGGGUUGCAUAUGUGCCAGUCUAGCACUGGAAAAACGUCAGCCUACCCACUGCCGCAGGCCAGACUGUAUGUUUGGUUGUACUUGCUUGAAGAGAAGAGUGUUGCUGGUGAAGGGAGGAUCAAAACAUAAGAAAGUAAUGAAAAAGGCUGUACGUGGAAAUCUUGUGUUCUGUGGAACACAAGAUGAUCAGCAAGAGGAUGAAGAUUUGGAAGAAGAGGGUGAUGGGGAGGAAGAUGAGCUGAAGCAGAAAGAUAAGAAGAAGAGGAAAAGGGUGGAAUACACUAUAUGUGACUCGGAGCCAGAACAGCCUGUUAGGAAUUGUCCGCUGUGGGUGAAAGUAGAAGGUGAAAUAGAUCCAGAGCCAAUCUACAUCCCAACACCAUCUGUUGCUGAACCAGCUAAAUCUGCGGCACUGCCCAACCCUGAAGUCUUGCAUCAUUCUAGCAAGCAUAGAUCUUCCAGUGGAAUGAAAACAGGCAGAGUGUAUACGCCUAAACCCAAUCCAGUGAUUCGAGAGGAGGACAAGGAUCCUGUCUACUUGUACUUUGAAAGUAUGAUGACUUGUGCGAGGGUCCGAGCAUAUGAACACAGGAGAGAGGAGAAGUCACAAAAAGACAAAAGUGAUUCACCGAGUUCUAGUAUAAAGGAGCACGAACCAGAGCUUCUGUCUCCUGAGAAAGCAGCCUGUGAGAUAGACCAAGACACUGAUAAAUCAGGAGAGAAAAGCUGGUGGUCUUCCCGUAGUGAGGGGGACUCUUCCUCCACCUCCUAUGUUCAUCACACCACUCCAGGUGGACCAACCAAACUUAUUGAGAUGAUCUCUGACUGCCACUGGGAGGAAGAUCACAAUAAGAUCUUGACCAUCUUACCACAGCAUAUCAACAGUAACGCACCACAGUGCCUCAAAGUGGGUAGCUUCAUUAUUGAAUUGGCUUCGGAACACAAGGCCCAGGCUGAGAAGCACCCUCCUGUCUACUCCUCCAGAGUGAAAAUUUCAGUGCCGUCCUACCAGGACAAGGACGAGAAGCCUGAGAUACCUGUCUUGGAGACUCUUGAUAGCGGAGUGCCGUCAUGCAAAAAUCCAGACGACCUAAAGUUCUUGCGGGCAGACACAUUGGACAAACUGCAGGAGAAGUUGCAUGGGGGCAAAGGUUUGCCUUUUUAUGCAGGGGUUUCUCCUGCGGGAAAGCUGGUCGUCUACAAACGCAAAGCUAAUAUGAGCCCCUCUGGCUUGAUUCAGGUUAAUGAUAAAAGGUAUCCUCAGGCCAAACUGCUUUUGGGACAGAUGGGGGCAUUACAUCCCGCCAAUCGGCUAGCAGCUUAUAUCACAGGCAGGCUGCGACCCACAGUACUUGAUAUCUCAACCCUCAGUACUGUGAUCUCCAAGGUAGCAUCCAAUGCCAAAGCAACUUCUUCUGGGACACCAUCAGUCCAGGUGCCCACAACAUCAGCUCCCAAAACUACAUCUUCCACCAGCACUACUUCAACCCCCACUGUGACGACUCUGAAAACCCAUGUCCCAGCACAGAGACAGAUAGCUGCCCGACCCUCGCCUGGUGGUGUGUUCACACAGUUUGUGAUGAACAAAGCUGGAGCUCUGCAGCAGAAGAUUCCUGGAUCGAGCACACGCCAGCCACUGUUAGGACCACAGAAGUUCAAUCUCAAGCCUACGUCGAUAAUGGUUGUCACUCCCGUGGUUCCCUCGAGGCCAUCUCCAGCUCAAUGCACAGUCUCUCCUGGGGUCAUUACAGCCACCACCACUUCUCCAGUUACUGUGGAAAGUACCAGUGUGGCAGCAUCUACUGUGACCACUCCUAGCCAAACAAGAGCUAAUGAACCUUCCUGCUCUCCUGCUGCAAUUACAGUCACAGCUGCUCCUGCAACACAGGGAAUCAACACCUGUACUGCUCCCUCAUCCACCACUCCUGCUGCCACUGUGAACAUAACAAAAUCAACGGGGAUUGUUGCACCAGUAGUGACUACGUCAUUUCCUAAAACUGUGAUAACACCACCAACUGUUACUUGUCCUGUUGUCACGACAUCCACUUCUACAGUUGUACUAACAACAACUGCAACAGCUACGUCUGUGGUGACCACACCAACUUCCUCUGCUAGCUCUGUUCCGAUCAUACUCUCCGGAGUUAAUUCAAGUCCUUCACUGAAUCCAAAAAGAGAAGAUGCUGUUCCACAAGCUGCAAGUAAGACUCCCCAAAAGAUGUCUCCUGGAACAGAGAAACGCAUAGGACCUCGAUUGUUGCUGAUUCCAGUGCAUCAGACAUCUCCUGCUUUGCAACCGCUAAACAACACACAGCUUUCUCAGAGGCAGAGGAUGGUCCUUCAGCCUCUCAGGAGCCCUGGUGGUAUGAACCUGUUCAGGCAUCCUAAUGGGCAGAUAAUUCAGCUUGUCCCUCUGCAGCAGUUUCGAGCUGCAGGUGCCCAGCCCAGUGUACAGCCCACCAUGUUCCGCAAUCCAGGAUCUGUUGUAGGAAUCCGGUUGCCUGCACCUUCUAAGUCUACUGAGUCACCCGUGUCUCCCUCUUCCUCUGCGUCUUCUGCUUCCCCUCCCACAAAUUCAGCUGGACAAACUGCAGCACCCAAGUUAUCCCCUACAUCUAACGUAGCCACUCAAGCAUCUUCUCUUCUUCCGUCGGUAACAAGUUUUGUGUCACAGGCAGGCACUCUGACUCUGAGGAUCUCUCCUCCUGUUGCUAGCAGCCUGACGAAUCAAACAGCCUCCGACUCUAAAAUAAGCUGCAGCUCAGGUGGUCUGCCAGCUACCACUGCUAAUCUCAUACCUUUGCAAUCUGGUAGUUUUGCUUUACUUCAGCUCCCAGGACAGAAGACUGUGCCAAACUCCAUUCUUCACCAUUUUGCAUCUCUUCAGAUGAAGAAGGAUUACAGGAAAAUAUGCAAGAAAGACGACUUGGAUGCUGCUCAGCAGAAGGACGAUGGGAAGGCUUCACUCUCAGAUGACGUUGAAGUUACAGAGUCUGAGAUCAUAGUGUCAGAUAGGAAACAAGAAGAUGAUGAGUUGUCAGUUAACCAGUCAAAUAAUGUUGAAGAGUCAGCGUCUGGCACAAUUGCACCUGAUAGAAAUUCCACUACAUUAGAGAUGGUGGAGAAGGACUCAAAGGUGCUGGAGAGUUCUUGUGAUGAUAGCUUCUCUUCUCAGCAUGAUGUUUCCGCAGAUGUCAUAUCAUCUGACCAUUCGUACAUCAGCGAGAAGCCAAAUGAUGAGGAAGAAAAAGAGGCCUCUGAGGAGAAGGAGGAUUCUGUCCAUUCUGAUGUAGUGGAGGCUGUUUUAGUGAACUCAGAAACUGAUUGCGGGUCAUCAGACCAGUCUCUAGUUGCUCCUCUGGAUAGUGCAUAUCCACAGAGUCUGGAGAAUCAGGAGACCGCACAGUUGAGGAACAAUGGGAAGGAACAAAUACAUGCUGAACAGGAAGAGAAACCAGUAAAAGAGCGGGAAGGAGAUGCACAGACACAGGUGGAAGAGGACAACCAGGCAAGUUCUGGGCAGCCACCCAGUCAAAAAGAGCAAGACACACAGCUGGAGAACAAGAAGGAACAGAGAGGGGCUGAACUGUCUCGGAACAAGCAAGAAUGUCAGGGUGAUGCAGUGCAGCCAGAUAUGGAAAGGAAGGAGUGCAAGGGCUCUACAGAAGCAGAAAGUGUAAGAGAAGGAAGAGGAAGUAUGUCUGAAAUCAGUUCUGUAAAAGAGCAGGGUUAUGCUUCAGGAGAAGAGCAUACAGUCAAUACCGAGGAAGACAAAGCAAAUGUAGCUAGGCAGGAAGGCAGUAACAACAAAGAACAAGAUGCUUUUGAUUCUCAGGAAGAAAUGAAGAUGGGUCGUGAUAUUGUAACACAUGUCAACAGUUCUUGGAGCAAAAUAUCUAGCAUUGUACCCACUUUAGAAAAUAGAAGCGAGGUGGCUAACAAAGCUGAUACAUCUGAGAAAAGUGACUUCCCGGCACCAGAACAGAGGGCACAGGAAACCAGGCAUCACAAAAAGGGUUGCGUGUCUGCUGUUGAUAGAACUGCUGAUGAUAUGGAAGAGGAAGAAGAGGAAGAUGAUGAGGAUGAAGAGGAUGAAAAAACUGAUGAUUCUGCUGAUGAGACGCUGGAUGGUGCUUCUGACUUCCCAAGUGAAGAGGAAGUAGAUGUUGAAAAAGUGGAUGCGUGUGAAUACAGUGAGGAUGACGAGCAGGUGGACAUUGAGACCGUGGAGGAGCUUUCAGAGAAGAUUAACAUUGCCCGUCUGAAGGCCACAGCUGCUAAUAUCCGACCUUCCAAACAGAAAUACCAUGCUCGUAAUUCUUCGGAUGAAAAAUUAUCAGAAAAACCUACAAAGCAGAAACAUCAUUUCUGGAAAAGAAAGGUGAAGACUCAGGCAGAAGCCUUUGCUCAUUACCGCCAGACACACACAGCAAACGAGCGCCGGCGACGUAAUGAAAUGAGAGAUCUCUUUGAAAAGUUGAAGAGAACUCUGAGGUUACACAACCUUCCCAAGGUCUCCAAAUCCUACAUUCUCAAGCAAGCGUAUGAAGAAAUCCAAGGAUUGACUGAUCAGGCAGAUAAACUUACUGGACAGAAGAACUUACUGACACGCAAACAAGACGGUUUGAUUCGAAAAGUAUCCACGCUUUCAGGGAAGACAGAAGAGGUUGUCCUGAAGAAGCUAGAAUAUAUUUAUGCCAAACAAAAAGCAGUAGAAGCACAAAAGAAGAAAGAAGCUGAGCCAGAGGAACCUGUUGUAACCUCAACUGCUAGCACACAGCGAGAAGUAUCUGCUGCUCCCUCCAGAGAGCUGCCCCAAAUCGCUAUGACAAAUAGAAGAGGCAAGCCAUUGAUACUUGCCAGAAAAGGAGUCCGUGCCACAGAGGACACCUCAUCCUCUCUUACACUAACUGCUGCAAGCCUAGUGAUGACCCCACAGGGGCAGGUGCUUACGCUGAAGAGCCCACUGGUACCAGGGCAGGUAGCAGCUGUUCCUUCUACACUACUGCAAGCUGAAUUAAAGCCUCAAGCUGUCAGUACUACCAUGACAGCGCAAUCAGGUAUUGCUUCUGUGGUGAUUCAGCUGCCAGGAUCAACAGUUCCUGUUCAAGUAAAAGGAAUCCUUACUAACUCCACCAUUCCCAUUACACUGUCAACUGUUGCUGGAAACCCAGUGCCCCCAACGGUAGUAUCUGCUGCAGAGCCCCAUCCAGAAAGUGAAGAUUCAUUCAUGAUGCCAAAGAUUGUUAAUGUAACAUCACUGGCUGCCGAGGGAAACAUGAAUCUAAACCUGAACAGAAACAAAGAUUCUAAUAUAACAACAGCUGCAGGUACUCAGGCUUCUGAGGAAUCCUUGGUUGCAGCACCGCUUGAAAGUAGGAAGAGUGAUAGCAUCGUUUCAGAAGAAAAAGCCAAACCGUGUCCUGGAGACAGUGGCGGAGAUGGACGAAAUACCACAGGUCCCACAAAAGCUGUCUUUGAAAAUAAAGAUGGGUUUCCACAGCUCCGGAACGUGUCGUGUACAAAAGAACCUCUAGAGUCCCUUAGCAAAAAGGCCUGCAUUGGUGAGUUUGUAGGAAGCCAAGCCAGGAGGAAGGACAGUGAUCCUGGAGGGGAAAGAUCAAAAUCUAAAGAACUGCCAUUCCGCAAGCUGCAGAUCAAAGAUUCCAGGAUAGAAAUGGAAUUGAGGAAAGUAGCAUCUGCAAUGGAGGAGGCAGAACUGGAUGCAAGUGAGUUACUGAGCAGCAUUGAGGAGGGUGAUGACACUGAUGAAACCCUCACGUCCCUGCUCAAUGAGAUUGCCUUCCUCAAUCAGCAGUUGAACGAUGAUGCUUCAGCUAUGUCAGAACUGCCCAGCACGCUAAACUCGGAUUUCUCUCAUGAGGACACGGAAGCUCGCCAGGGAACAGCCAGUGAUCUCACCACCGCGGAUGGAUCUUCCUUCCAGUUUGGCCAUUUGGGAGGCAGUUUUAAGGAUCUUUCUGAAGUUCCAGGGGCUGGUGGCUCUAUAAGCCCUCUCCUGCUGCACCUGGAAGAUGAUGACCUUACUGAUGGGGACAAGAAUUCUGGGGAGCCUUCAUCUGAAGCAGAUGUUUUAAAGAUAGUAAUAGGUGCUGAAACAAAGGAUCCACUGCCCAAUCUGUCUGUCACCAGUGGUGGGAAUGGCAAAACCGUAACAACCUUGGCAGAGACCACUAAUGUGACUCCACCGGUGUUGCAGAUGAAAACUAAUCCAGAAGCUACUAACGCUGACACUUUGUGGAGGCCCAUGCCCAAGCUGGCACCGCUUGGCUUAAAAGUGGCAAGCCUGCCAGUGGACUCAGAAGGGCAGAGUAAUAAAGUGAUGCCCUUAUUGGCACCUGUAGCCACAAAACUGGCACCCAGUGGGGUAAAAACUUCGUUACCUGCCACAGUUCAAGAAGGACAGGAUAACAUAGCGAUGCCCACAUUGGCACCUGUGGUUACGAAACUGAAUAGUGCUGGGACCUUGCCCUCAAAUACAGCAGGCAAAUAA
Opisthocomus hoazin is the source of this 9723-nucleotide messenger RNA. NCBI's taxonomy places the organism in Eukaryota, Metazoa, Chordata, Aves, Opisthocomiformes, Opisthocomidae. The record is from RefSeq and is a predicted model, not a curated record.